AGAGAGAUAGAGAUAGGGGUUAGUUCAAAGUUGAUUGAAAGAGAGAAGAACAUUAGGAUUUUUCCAUGAAGUCAUUCAUUAAACUCCCAAAAUAGGCAUCAACUCUCUUUAAAUGUUUCCCGCCCUGUUUUUUUUUUUUUUCUUCUUCUUCUUUGUCUCUGCGUUAUUAGAAUUUAGAUCGUAUGCGAAUGAGGUCCUUGAAAGAUGGCCUUAUAUAUCACAUUCAAGCCAUAAAAGCUGGUUUUACACCAACCAUUUUCACGUCCAAUCAACUCAUUCACUUGUACUCCAGACACGGUCUUCUUUGUGAAGCUCACAAACUGUUCGAUGAAAUGCCUGAACGAAACGUCUUCUCUUGGAAUGCUAUAAUCUCGGCUUAUAUAAAAUCCCAAAACUUGCCACAAGCAAGAGCGUUAUUUGAUGCAGCUUCCAGCAGAGACUUGGUUACCUAUAAUUCAAUGUUAUCUGGGUAUGUAAGCGCUGAAGGGUAUGAAGCUCAUGCGCUUAAGUUAUUCAUUGAUAUGCAUUCUGUGUAUGAAGGAAUCGGAAUCGAUGAGUUUACAGUUAGCAUUAUGCUUAACUUGACUGCCAAGUUGAGUGUGGUAUCAUAUGGGAGGCAGUUGCAUUCAUAUAUGGUGAAAAGUGCUUGCGAUUUUUGUGGGGUUGUGGUUAGCUCUCUCAUUGAUAUGUAUUCUAAAUGUGGUUGUUUUAAAGAAGCAUACCAGGUUUUUAGUGGAUGUGGUAGUGGAGUGGUUGAUUUGGUUUUGAAGAAUGCAAUGGUGGCAGCUUGCUGUAGGGAAGGAAAAUUGGAAAUGGCUUCGGAUAUUUUUUGGAGAGAACCUGAGUUAAAUGACAUGGUAUCCUGGAAUACAUUAAUUUCGGGUUAUGCUCAGCAUGGUUUUGAGGAGGAGUCAUUAAGGUUGUUUUUCCGUAUGGCUGAGAGUGGAUUUGGAUGGAAUGAACAUACUUUUGCAAGUGUUUUGAGUGCGUGCUCUGGUAUGAAAAAUUUGAAGCUUGGAAGGGUAGUCCAUGCUUGGGUUUUGAAAAAUGGGUUGAGCUUGAAUCCAUUUAUUAGCAGUGGCAUUGUUGAUGUCUAUUGUAAGUGUGGGAAUAUGAAGUAUGCAGAGUCAGUUCAUGCAGCAAUGGGAAGCGGAAACUCCUAUGCUAUUACUUCAAUGAUUGUGGGGUAUGCAUCUCAAGGCAGCAUGGUAGAAGCCCGAAGGCUUUUUGAUUCAUUACUAGAGAAGAAUUCUGUUGUCUGGAUGGCUUUAUUUUCAGGUUAUGUGAGGUCACAGCAGUGUGAAGCUGUGUUUGAACUUUUUUGUGAGUUUAAUGCUGAGGAAGCAACAGUUCCCGAUGUUUUGAUCCUUUUCAGUUUGCUCAGCAGUUGUGCAAUACAGGCUGCCCUGGAUACUGGAAAGCAUAUUCAUGCUUACUUACUGAGAUUAGAGAUUGAAAUAAAUAAGAAGCUGAUUACUGCUUUGGUUGAUAUGUACUCAAAAUGUGGGAGCAUUGCUUAUGCAGAAAAAAUAUUUGAAAGAGUUAUUGACAGAGAUUCAGUCCUUUACAAUGUAAUGAUAGCUGGUUAUGCUCACCAUGGGCAUGUGGAUGAAGCUAUCCAUCAUUUUAAGGAAAUGGUGGAUAGAGGUGUCAGACCAGAUGCAGUCACCUUUCUCGCACUUCUGUCAGCUUGUCGUCACUCUGGAUUACUAGAACAGGGUGAGGAAAUUUUCCAUUCCAAGAAAGACUUUAAUGUAUUGCCUGAAAUAGACCACUAUGCAUGUAUGAUUGAUCUGUAUGGGAGGGAUAAUCAACUAGGAAAGGUGGUAGCUUUUAUGAAAAUGAUUCCAACAGAACUGGAUGCCGCAAUCUGGGGGGUAUUUCUGAAUGCUUGUAGGAUAAAUGGGAAUACAAUGUUUGCAAGAGAGGUGGAAGAGAAACUACUAAGAAACAUAGGAGAUGAUGGGGCUCGGUAUGUUCAGUUGGCCAAUGUCUAUGCUGCAGAGGGCAAUUGGCAUGACAUGGGAAGAAUAAGGAAGAAGAUGAGAGGGAAGGAGGUCAAAAAGCUUGCUGGUUGCAGCUGGGUACACAUUGAAAAUGGAGUUCAUACAUUCACUUCUGGGGAUACAUCUCACUCUAAAGCAAAGGAGAUAUACAAAUGCUUAGCCUGCUUGACUGGUGAACUAUAUGAAAUAGCCGGGGCAUUGCAUUGAGGUCAUCUUUGAAUGACAGCAUGACAACGUGACUGAUUUUGGAUGCUUUUGGACAUAGAAAUUCAUGGUUUAUUUGGAUGUGGAUAACCUGGAUAAAGGGACCACCAACCACCAUUCAUUUUCAAAAGAUAUCUGUCCAUCCUAGUGACCUUAUAUGAUAGAGAGACAAGAAUACCAUAGGUUUUGAGGAGAAACAAGAAUGGUAGAAACCUGAAUGAACUUUAUGGUAAAGAUCAAGCUGACGUGAAAUGCUAGCAAAUUAUGCAAUGCAAGAUGUCCAUGUUACAAAUUGGCAUGGCUUGGCACAGAGAAAACUCCUAUGGCCCCAUUGAUUCAUUCCAAGCAUUAGUUUAUGUGUCUCUCUGCAUUGAGUCAGGUUAACUCCUCGCAUUUAUUUUUGUUGCUUAGGAGGCUUUAUUUUCUUGUAUCCCUUUUUCACUUUAGCAACAAUUAUAUUUGGAAAUUAGAAUACGGCAAGGCAUGAGAAAGAAAAUCUAAACCUUGAGUUGGAGUUUGUGCAACAAAGUAUCAAUAUGUGAAAGAAUGGAGGAUGGGAUUGGUGCAGUUGUCAACUCAAAGUUAUCGCACUGCUUUACUAGUAAAAAAUCCACCAUUGCUAGUGAGAUUUGUUUGUGACAUCCUAGUGAUGGUUCUCUUCUGUGACUCAACUGCUCAUACUCAAUAUAACUUCGUUUAAUAAGGACUAAAAGAACUGUUAUAGACUUGUGCAGUGGCUUCACUAAUGCUUAAAUAUAAUUUUAUUGCUAGUGUUAUAAAAUGUUCUGCUCAUCUAGGAUUUUAAUCUAUUUGAUUUAGCUUGCUAUUUUUUACUAGGACUGAACCAUUGUUGCAUCUAUAGAUAUGUGUAGGAUUUUUAAUGAAUCCUAAGACCCACCUUUGUAGAGGCAAUUUUCUGUUCCGCUGAAACAGCACAUAUGGGAGGUUUGCUAUCAUGAGUGGUUUUUUUUAAAAAAAUUUAAGUAACUAUAUAUGUACAGAUUGAUCAUCAGUUAAUCAGCAUUGCUUGCUAGAUGAAACCUAAAAGAUACAACAAAAAAUUGCAAGGAAUAAUUGGCAAUUCUAUGAAUUAACAUUUAGCAUUAAAUUAGUCUAGCAGACAUGAUAACAACUCAUAAAAUAUCAUUAGGAUGGGAGAAAAUCAAAUUAAUUUUUUCCCUAUAUAAGAAGUGGUGUCCCGAUUUUCGACUAGGCUAUUUCAUUCCUUCUCCGUGAGUCAUCUCAAAAUCUCAUGGAAUGAUACUGUACUAG
Molecule: messenger RNA, 3482 nt
Organism: Quercus lobata
Lineage: Eukaryota; Viridiplantae; Streptophyta; Magnoliopsida; Fagales; Fagaceae
Product: LOW protein: PPR containing-like protein
Biological process (GO): RNA modification
Molecular function (GO): RNA binding; protein binding
Source: RefSeq, a predicted model, not a curated record